GUGUUUUCCUAGCAGACGUUUUGUCGAUCUCACGAGCAAUUAAUUUUAAGUUUUUUUUUAAAGAGAGGGGAAAAGAUGAUUGAUUGACAAGAAAGUAAAUGAAAAAAAUAAAAAAUAAAUAAAAUAAAAAUGCGUUGACAAACAAGGAGAAUAUUGGAGUUGAAAUAUGUGGUUUGUUACUUGCUAGCCGUAAGCCUUUUCAAGUUGUUGACAAUUUAGCUCGUCGCACAUGCUGCGAUAUAAAAAUUACAAUGCCGGGGAAAGUAAAAGUGAAAAUUCUUGCUGGAAGAAAUCUUCCUGUAAUGGAUAGGUCAAGUGACACGACGGAUGCAUAUGUUGAGAUAAAGUUAGGUGGUAUAACACACAAGACAGAUGUCUUCAGAAAAUCACUUAAUCCGCAAUGGAAUUCCGAGUGGUUUAUUUUUGAGGUUGAUGAUGCAGAGCUUCAGGAUGAACCCCUUCAAAUAAGAUUGAUGGAUUAUGACACUUAUUCAGCUAAUGAUGCCAUAGGAAAAGUGUACUUGGAUUUAAAUCCUCUUUUGGUCACACCAGGCCUCUCUGGAAGAGGAAUUGCUAGAGCGGAAACUUGUUCGGUCCCAUCGUCAGGAGGUACUGUGUUGUCAGGGUGGCUUCCAGUAUAUGAUACAAUGCAUGGGAUGAGAGGGGAAGUGUCUGUCAUAGUCAAAGUUGAAUUAUUUUCUGAUGUGAAUAAGUUUCGGCAAAGUUCUUGUGGGGUCCAAUUUUUUAGUACUCCAGCCACCCCUUAUGGAUUUAAAAUUCAGUCUAUUCAAGGUUUUGUGAAAGAACUGGUUGUUAACGAUGACCCGGAAUAUCAAUGGAUAGACAAGAUCCGAACACCAAGAGCAUCAAAUGAAGCCCGGCAAACGUUGUUUUCCCAACUGUCCGGUGAAGUGCGUCGUAAAAUCGGAUUAAAAGUAUUGGAGCUUGGCGGAAAUGCUGUUGUCGGGUAUCAACAGAUGUUUGACCUUGAAGGAGUAACUGGGCUAGUAGUACGUGGUAUAGGGACAGCUGUAACCUUGGCUCGGUGCCAUUUUGAUGGAAACUCAGCUGUUACUUGGUUUAAAGACCAGCAUCAUGGAAACGGCCGAGAAUCUCCCCGCUGUACAGCCAUUUCGCCAGUCGAUGUCAUUAAACCGCUCGUUAGUUCUACCAUCACUGCUCCAGUUGUCGUUCAUGGAACAACACCUUCACGGCCAACUCCUUGUGCGCGUCGUUCAUCCGAAUCUGAAAUCAACACAACCCCGAAAGCUUCAAGUUUGUCUGAUAGCUUUGGCUCAUCUGGAGGUGGAAUAUCAUCCAACUGCCGACAGACGGCUCAUCGUCAAACUUCAGUACCUGUUCCUCCCUCGAAUACAUAUCUUAACGGCGUUGAUGUUACAAGGAAUUUGGACGCUCUCGAAUAUCCUUUCCUGACAAUGAAAACAUAUCCACCGGGAUUCAUUGUUCACGUUGGAGGCACCGUGAGUGCCAGAUCCGUAAAACUGUUGGAUCGAAUCAACAACUCGGAGGAACCAGAGACACGAGAUAAUUGGUGGACUGAAAUUAGAAUGGAAGUUCGUUCACAUGCUCGGGCGCUCGGCUGCUCCGUGAUUCUUGGCUAUGAGGAGCAUACAAGUAUUAGCGAGGAAGUUUGUGUUCUGAGCGCAUCCGGUACGGCAGCCAUCGUCAAACUUCAACACGAGGUGGAUACCAAAGAUGUAAACCAUGGAAAAAGUAAUACCGUUAUCACUGAGGAUAGUAAAGUGAAUCUCCCUUGCCGCGUGUGUCAUAUCCCUUAUAGCAAGGCCAGCAUUCCUUUCCCUAUCAAACUUUCUCGCUGUGCUGUAUGCAGGAAAGGUAAAGUUCCUGACGUGUUAAUAGCCACUAUCGAACCUCCUACAGGAAUGCUCGUGUCGGGUCGCGGAUGUUUGAUACAGGCACGGCUCUGCCGCCCGAAACGUGCCGAAUCUCGAGGCGAUCAGCAAGCUAAAGAAAUUUCAGACGGGCUGCCUUUCCUUGAAUACGAAUUGCAUAGACAAUUAAUCAAUAAAUUACGAACCAAAGGCAUGAACGCCAUCUUUCAUCUAAAGGUGCAAGUCAGCAUCGGAGAUCGACAUGUAGUUGGGGUUGCUACAGGCACGGCGCUCUUCUUAAGCGCAUUACCCACUCCGUCGUUACCUAAACCAAGCAAUCCUAGCAUAUCUUCGAAACAGUCGAAACGAGGACGUAUUCACAAGUUAUUGAUUGAAGCCCACGCGGCCAGCCAAGAACGUUAUGGUCUGAACAAACAACUGAAUAAAGUAAAUGACGUGGAAGAACCUAAGUGGACUGACUCGGAUGAUACCGACGAGGAUGCCAACGAUCUCGAUCUAACAGCUGACAAUAAAGAUUCAUGCGUCAUAGAAAUUGACGACAUUGAAGAUAUCGACGUGAUUGAAUUACUGAUUGACCCCGAAACCCCAGAAGGUUUUGACGUGGUGAAUACUGAGACGGUGCCUGGAUUACCGAUCGAUAGCAUUCGCCGGCGUCCUAAUCUUCAAGCCUUCAACCGCGUUUGGAAGGGAAAGAUCCCCACCUUACAAGCUGCACGACAUCUAAAUCGCUGCUUUGAAAUGAUAUUACGGAGCAUUUACUUCAAGUUGCGUAAGUCACGCCCGUGUGUGAUCACAAACCUUGAAUUCAGCGUCGAUUUGCCCGAAGAUGAUGAAAUUCAAAUUACUGUACUAGGUACUGCCAUCACGGCCUUCAGCAAAACUCCGACAGAGGUUGCCCCAUGCAUAGGAACUUCUCUCAGAGGCGUUGGUUCCGCUGAAAGCGAAAUGAUUUUUCAUCUUGAGGAUGACGUUCAAUCGGCAACGUCAAACGAGCAAGCCGCUUCAACGGCAAGGGUAAAUCAACCCAACCGUCAUAUUCCUCUUCCGCCCCCGUCCAAUCAGGGGCUGUUAAGAACUCCUGGCGACAAAGCCAAGAUUUUUGUACAGAAGGAGCGACAGCCGGUAGAUAUAGUGACUCUAAUCCAUUUACCCGGUUCACGAGUCGAACGCUACCUAGGCCAUCUAAAUUUUUUCUUCAUACGAGAGAGUACUAGUAUUCGCGAGGAUGGCGGCUUGAGCGGUUUCAUGCAAUCGUUUAUUACAGAGGUACUGGGAAUCGUGCGUGCUCACGUCUCCGCACUAGGAGGAAACGCUAUGGUUUCGUACUUUAUGACGCAGUGUGUACUUUUGCAUAAUCCUCACAAAAAUCAGGGUCAAUGCCUCAUCAAUGUUGGUGGUGAUGUCGUUCAAGCUGCCCGCUGCAUGCCCGAAAAGGAUGUUUAAAAGGCGUUUUACAAUUGUUUCGGUAGAUUGUAUCCACGGUAAAGAGAUUACUCCAAAUUCUUCCUUAACCGCUUCCAUCGAGGAAAAGGUGUAAAUUUCAUAAUUUUAUCUUCAUGUCCUUAACCUCAUUGCUCAUUGAUAGAUUCUCCUGUUCCAUUAUUAGAUUUUAGAAAUAUCCUAGGCAAAGCGUGUAUUAUUCUCAUGUCGCAUGCCAUAUUAUAUUAACUCCUUUUUGCUCUUUGCCUUGUUGGCCAAUAGGAUACUAUAUACUACAGAAUUCUGUAGACGUUCAAGUUCGACGUUGCGUUAAACGUCCUUUACCUCUUUGAGGUGCCCGUGUACCCCAUUUUGCCCGCCCAACACGUGGGAAUCAAUCUUGUCUUAAUUUUCCUGAGAUGUCAAAAGUGGAAUCCGUUGCUUCACUGACCCACAGCUGAUAACGACGUCGAAUGUGGAAAGCUACUGAAAAACAAGUGAUUAAUAUCAUCAUUUAUUUUCUGAAGCAUCAACAUUAAUUCUUGGCGGACAUGAAUUCUCUGCCGCGUGUGUUACAAAUCGAAUAAAUAUAUCGACCAAUA
Daphnia magna is the source of this 3895-nucleotide messenger RNA. Its product is annotated as C2 domain-containing protein 5. NCBI's taxonomy places the organism in Eukaryota, Metazoa, Arthropoda, Branchiopoda, Diplostraca, Daphniidae. Gene Ontology annotation, cellular component: plasma membrane. Gene Ontology annotation, biological process: positive regulation of vesicle fusion; intracellular protein transmembrane transport; positive regulation of D-glucose transmembrane transport. The transcript is spliced from 19 exons. Bases 252 to 3317 code for a protein of 1021 amino acids. Gene Ontology annotation, molecular function: calcium-dependent phospholipid binding; calcium ion binding. The record is from RefSeq and is a predicted model, not a curated record.